This is a messenger RNA of Lottia gigantea (owl limpet), 474 nucleotides long. RefSeq lists its product as hypothetical. The transcript has 2 exons. NCBI's taxonomy places the organism in Eukaryota, Metazoa, Mollusca, Gastropoda, Lottiidae. The coding region runs from base 1 to 474 and encodes 157 amino acids. The record is from RefSeq and is a predicted model, not a curated record.
AUGGAUAACGAGGCUAGAAUAUUGUUUGGAAUAAAACAUGUUAAUGGUAGUAAUGUCAGAAACUUAGAUGUUUUCCAUCCUGAAAUUAAAGUGGAAAUGAGUAUUUUGGGUAGAACUGUUAAUUUUACACUGGAUACUGAUGCAUCUGUUAAAGUAAUUCCAGAAGAUUUGUAUUUUGAAACGUUUCCUGAUGUGUCUAUGGAAGACAUCUAUGCUAUAUUACGUGGUUAUUCUGGUUCUAUUAUACCUGUUGUAGGUGGAAUAUUUGUAGAUGUUGUGUAUAGUUGUAAAAAGUAUAGUGAUAUGCGUAUUAUUGUAGUGCAAAGAAGAUAUCGUAAACGUCAAGUGCAUGUUGAUCAUCUCAUGGAAACACAUGAGCAUAAAUCAUCUGAUGAGAUUGACUCUAUUCCUAAUUCAGAUGUUGAUUUAGAUGUUAAAACUAAAGUUGAAAAAGUGAAAAUGAAGUUCCAAUAG